AUGUCUGGUACCCCCCCAGAACCCAGAACAAGGCGCCGGAAAGCAGCCCACCCAGCAGCCACUAAACUGAAAUCCGUGGCUCCGAUGCUGGGCAAACGGAAUCUCACCAAACGAGUUCAGAAAGUCCUGCGCAUCGGUCGAUUCCUGUCCUCCAGCUUAGCCUCCAAGCGUGCUGUUGGGUUCUACCCUCGAGAUGUGACCCUAUCCUGGGAUUCCUCCUCUCCUGGACUCCCCUCCUCCACACAGCAGGGACCCCCCACAGUAAACCAGGAUGGCAGCUAUAGCACCAGCACCAGCCUGCAGGUUAAUGAGGCACUGUGGAGCCCGGGGACUGAGAUCAGCUGUGUACUCAACCACUCCUCUCUGGCACAGCCUGUAAGGGAAUACAUCCGGAGAGGUGAGGUCCAGCUCACAGUGGGCUCUGUCAAUGAGAGCAGCGGUCUGCUGAUCCUGAGCUGUAGUGCUGUUGGGUUCUACCCUCGAGAUGUGACCCUAUCCUGGGAUUCCUCCCCUCCUGGACUCCCCUCCUCCACACAGCAGGGACCCCCCACAGUAAACCAGGAUGGCAGCUACAGCACCAGCACCAGCCUGCAGGUUAAUGAGGCACUGUGGAGCCUGGGGACUGAGAUCAGCUGUGUACUCAACCACUCCUCUCUGGCACAGCCCAGCAGGAAAGGAAUGAGAAAACCCAACAGCAAAAAAACAAGAUCUCUGUUUGUGGAGUAUGCAGUGCGUCACUUCCUGUCUGCUGUCAUCGCCCUUUUGAUUAUUGGACUGCUGUUCAAGGUCUACAAGUCUAGGAAACACGACCCAGGUACCGAAGAAAUAAAAAUGGAAAUGGGAGACAAAUGGAACAGAUCCGGGAUUUCUGAAACCAACGCAGCUGCAGACUUUUGAAGAGUGAUGUGCUGGACUAAAUCAACUUACUGAGCCAUUCGCCAACCACAAGAGAUUAAUAAUAGAGACUGAUCUGUCUAUCUCUGUAGCCAGGACAUGCUGUGACUCGAUAUACAGCACAACAGCAAAAGGCUAAAAUGUUAAAUAAUGCACAUGUAGUUUUAAUGAAGUAGAACAGUGUCAUGUACCUCCUAAAUAUGUGGACUGAUAGUCAUUCUUUUAUUGAAGAAGAUGAGUUCACUGGGAUUACUUUUGUUUCAAUUCAGUCAUCAUUUUUUCCUGCUGUAUAUAAAAGAUUUAAAUAUAAUUUUAAAGCUUGUUUUGGGGCUCCGAAAAACAGAAACAGUAGCUAGCAGAGCUUUUAUUUUACCCCAAAAAUGUAUCGCAUACAUGAUCAGUAUUCUCAGAUUUGUCAAUAAUCUUGUAUACAUGUUUUCAUGGUUAUCAAUGCAAUGCAAUAGAUGCAAUUUUGUAAUUUAAAAUUAA
Acipenser ruthenus (sterlet) is the source of this 1383-nucleotide messenger RNA. RefSeq names its product MHC class I polypeptide-related sequence A-like. The transcript is spliced from 5 exons. The record is from RefSeq and is a predicted model, not a curated record. Bases 1 to 897 code for a protein of 298 amino acids. Lineage: Eukaryota; Metazoa; Chordata; Actinopteri; Acipenseriformes; Acipenseridae.